GCCCUGUUUUCUAAGUGAUUUGCAUGCAGACUGCUGGAGCAGGAUGCGAGAGGAAGUCUGGCAUCUAAGUCGGCCUGCCAAGCACAUCUGGAAGUGGUUUCGGGGCCGCCUCCCUCCGCCAGCGCAACGCCAGGAUUCCCAGCUGCUGGGCGCAGGGGUGGAAGAAACCUCGAACCGCUCCAAAGUCAACGCAAACAAAAGGGGUGGGGUGGGGGAAGAAUACAAACUUGAAAACGUAACAUUGGCCUUGGGGCUCUCCAGCCCUUUGGGGUUUCCGAUGGGAUCUUAGGAGCAGCUGAAGCAGCAGCAGCGGGAAGCGCAGAUCCCGGGGCCAGCCACGAUUCGAAAGCUUUGCCUUGCAGCUCUUCUGGACGAAGGAGCCCAAAUCCUGCCUUCACCGUUCACCAGGUCACGGUUUUUAUCCUCGUGAACACACAUGGCUUUGUUACGAAAAAUUAAUCAAGUGUUGCUGUUCCUUCUGAUUUUGACCCUCUGUGGGAUUCUGUAUAAGAAAGUUCAUAAGGGGACCAUGCUCAGGAAUGAAACAGAUGAUGACUCUGAGACUCCUGAGGAAAUGGAGGAUGAGAUUCCUGUGGUGAUCUGUGCAGCGGCAGGGAGAAUGGGUGCUGCCAUGGCGGCCAUCAACAGCGUCUACAGCAACACCGACGCCAACAUUUUGUUCUAUGUAGUCGGACUCCGCAACACUCUGUCUCGAAUACGAAAAUGGAUUGAACAUUCCAAACUGAGAGAAAUAAACUUUAAAAUUGUGGAAUUCAACCCUAUGGUCCUGACUGGGAAGAUCAGACCAGACUCAUCGAGACCGGAGUUGCUCCAGCCUCUGAACUUUGUUCGAUUUUAUCUCCCUCUGCUUAUCCACCAACACGAGAAAGUCAUCUAUUUGGAUGAUGAUGUAAUUGUACAAGGUGAUAUCCAAGAACUGUAUGACACCACGUUGGCCCUGGGCCAUGCUGCAGCUUUUUCAGAUGACUGCGACUUGCCCUCAGCUCAGGACAUAGACAGACUCGUGGGGCUACAGAAUACAUAUAUGGGCUAUCUGGACUACCGGAAGAAGACUAUAAAAGACCUUGGCAUAAGCCCCAGCACUUGCUCUUUCAAUCCUGGUGUGAUUGUGGCCAACAUGACAGAAUGGAAGCACCAGCGUAUCACCAAACAAUUGGAGAAAUGGAUGCAAAAAAAUGUGGAGGAAAAUCUCUACAGCAGCUCCCUGGGAGGAGGGGUGGCCACGUCCCCAAUGCUAAUUGUGUUUCAUGGGAAAUACUCCACAAUCAACCCCCUGUGGCACAUACGGCACCUGGGCUGGAAUCCAGAUACCAGAUAUUCGGAGCAUUUUCUACAGGAAGCAAAAUUACUGCACUGGAAUGGAAGACAUAAACCGUGGGACUUCCCUAGUGUUCACAACGACUUAUGGGAAAGCUGGUUUGUUCCUGACCCUGCAGGAAUAUUUAAACUCAAUCACCACAAUAGCUGAUGCAACUUGACAUAUUAAAUAUCUGCUGUGUAAAAAUGUGGAAUUGUCCAUUUGGAGCCCACUAUAACAUUGUUCUUUAAGAACAAUACCUUUAAUACAUAUGAUCCACAAUAUAAAAAAUAAGACCUACUGCGUACAGGCACCUUGGCUCAUUAUAGGUAAUGACUUAUGUCCUUAAGUACAAGUGGUAAUUAUGGAGACAAGAUUAUGUGAAUGAAAUAUA
This is a messenger RNA of Manis javanica (Malayan pangolin), 1712 nucleotides long. The record is from RefSeq and is a predicted model, not a curated record. Lineage: Eukaryota; Metazoa; Chordata; Mammalia; Pholidota; Manidae.